This is a messenger RNA of Fraxinus pennsylvanica, 621 nucleotides long. The record is from the annotation of a GenBank genome assembly. NCBI's taxonomy places the organism in Eukaryota, Viridiplantae, Streptophyta, Magnoliopsida, Lamiales, Oleaceae.
AUGGCAACGAAAAUUGAGACAGUGUCGCAUGUCUCCGUGCGCAACGAAGACACCGGUUAUUAUAGACGAGGUGCUGCAUAUUUGGGAUUGGACAAGUUUAAAGAAGCUUGGAUGGAGAUAAGGAGAAAUGCCUCCGUCCAAGUGGAUGGAGGCAUGAGGCAAUCUUUGAUCAAAGCUUGGGAAUUAAUGUACUUAUGUGCAUCUUGCAUGCCUCUUAGCAAGGAAAUUGGUGGCUAUUUGUCAGAGUAUGUACAUACUGUUGCACACACUGUCAGUAGUGAUUCUGAGAUUCAAGUACUUGCAGUGAAUACAUUAAAUGCUUUGAAGCGUUCUGUUAAGGCUGGACCUAGGCAUAUUAUACCUGGACCCGAGGAGAUUGAAGCUCUUUUGACUGGUAAAAAGCUUACAACUAUAGUUUUCUUUCUGGAUGAAACUUUUGAAGAGAUUGCGUGCGACAUGACUACAACUGUAGCUGAUUCUGUUGAGGGGCCAUACGAGGAUGGGAAGACUGAUGCUACCUUUUCGUUUACUGACAAUGAUUUUGUUAAGGUUGACUCUGGGAAGAUGAAUCCUCAAUUUGCAUUCAUGAGGGGUGCUAUGAAGAUAAAAGGGAGCAUGUAG